AUGCUCGCCAUAGAAACAGUGACUCUUGCUGCAGGCCAGCGGCUUCCGUUAACUGUCGCCAACACCAAGGACCAUCAUGAUCUUGACUGCUUCAACCAACCAACUAAAGAUUAUGAUACUGAUAUUCUUUAUGACGCCCAGUCUGGACAGGCAGCUCCACGCCCCGUCGUUGCCAUACUGGGUGAUCGCACCGUCCAGCUCACUGUCAGAGUCAGGGUACCUGAAGAACUCCAGCACUGGCCCAUCGUGCUUUCGACAGACCAGAGCCGCAGUACAUAUUAUUCAAGCUGUGACUUUGGGACUGACCCGGAUCCCGACAUUGUUGUAUGCAAUAUGAUGAUGGUGCACAGUGAUGGCCCAGGUGUCUGGAACCCUGGUAGUCUUCUAGGCCCAACUCAGUUCUACGUGUCCUAUGCUCCAGGGGAUAUUAUGGAACCAGUUCUCUAUCGAGAACAACCUGCCAAGGUCCCCAUGGAACUCUAUUUGUUGUCAAAUGAGCUUCCGUCGUAUUUCAGUUCCGGAGUUCCACUUCUACUACUACAGAUGUUCAUGGGUGCGGCAAUGCAGCGAAACAUUACAAAUGUACAACAGUGGAUGGAACUAGUCGUCAAAAUAUGUCACGGCUCUGCCAAGCCCCUCACAGGAGAGCCAGCAAACACACAGGACCAUUGGCUCAAAUACAACACCGGUGGCGGCGCUCCCAGCUUCAUACAGCCCAACAAAAACAACCCAGACCCAAUUCCGGUAUUGAACACGUAUCAAAACUAUGGCGGCUGCUUUCAGCUAUCAGCAUGGCUUGAUGCUUACAGGAACUUCAAGCAGUCCGGAGCUCUCACUCUUGUCAACUGUUACGAUCAAGCAGGUGCUGUAGAACUCGCAGCGUCUCUUGGCGUUGACUAUGACUGCAUCGCUUGGGAGUUUCAUCAAACAUAUGGAUACAUAUCCAAAACAACCGAGCUUGUUGGAUGGGGGCAUUGCAACAAUCCCUUCUUUAACAAAAACCCCAAAAAUAAAGUGCUUGAAGAAAAGGAUCCCGCCCGACAGCCAUUUUCCAACCAUGCAUUUCUGUCAUGGAGCCCAGAGUUCGAUCCAUCCACUGCCUUCUAUCUCGACAAGACUGACCCUUCGACGUAUACUGAUGUCAACAUGCUGGCACUGCAUGCAUGUGCAGGCCCCCAUCUAGGGAAUGAGACUCGAGGAGUGUGGGUGAGCCCAACUUCGUACCCGCCAGGCUAUACAGACAACUCGACGUAUUGGAAAACUCGCGACGACCAGUAUCCUGAUAACGCCUCCACACAUUUCGAGGGUUUGACAGACAGACAUUUCUGGACUCCCGGUAUCACCGGUCUCUCAUCCGACAAAGCGCAGCGGUCGUACGGACCUCUUCCUGCCGAUCCAUUUGCAGGAACUGAAAUAACAUUCCCAACACCUGCUGACUUCCCAGACUCGACCAUGGUACUCGGGGGCAGUGUAUCCAGUCUGCAGAGUUUCUUCACACAAGCCCUGAUGCAAGACAAGCCCGAUACUAGCGACUGGAAGUCAGUGCCCAUUGCAGAUAUCCUGCUUCGCAAUAAUGCUGGUGUUGUACGAGAGACAAAGCUGUUCGACCCCAAACAACCUGCAUUCGACUAUGCUUCCCUUAAGAUUUCUGUUAUGCCGAGUCUCUCUGCUGCCCUUGAUCUUCAGAGAGCUCGGGCUACACAGGUCAUUAUAACAAGCACUAUGAGUGCGAGCGACUUUACGCCAAGCCUAAGCUCGCAGGCUUCUACCAGAAGGAUCCAUAUACUGCAGGCGGAUUAUACUAGUAUACUGGUGUGCCUUAACCUCGUGGUCGAGAUCAGUGGUUAUAUAAGCAAGGAAAUAGUGCAAGGGCUGACUAGCUCGGUGGCGCAACAGCUUGAAGGUUUUCCAAGUGAGCCCAGUAGCCAGUGGCAGCAAAUCUUACAGUAA
Molecule: messenger RNA, 1950 nt
Organism: Fusarium tjaetaba
Lineage: Eukaryota; Fungi; Ascomycota; Sordariomycetes; Hypocreales; Nectriaceae
Product: solute:Na+ symporter SSS family
Exons: 1
Coding region: 1-1950 (649 amino acids)
Source: RefSeq, a predicted model, not a curated record